UACCUUAUCAAAGGAAGGUUGGGAAGCGUUAAUGCAACAAUUCAAUGCUUUGAACUCUAGAAGCUAUGAUAAGAAGCAGUUAAAAAAUAAAUGGGAUAAUUUGAGAAAAGACUGGAAUAUAUGGGACAAAUUGCUGAACAAAGAGACCGGCUUGGGAUGGGAUGGCGAAAAGAAUACUAUUUCAGCACCGGAUGAGUGGUGGAGUCAAAAGAUUAAGGAGAAUCCUGAGUAUAGAAAAUUCAGAUAUAGACCACUUCCAUAUGUACAAGAAUUGACACAGUUGUUCCAGCUAGUUGCAGCUCGAGGUACUUACCUGUGGACACCUGCGGCUAAUGAUGCACAAGAUGUGUAUAGGCCUCAACUGGAUUUAAUUGAAGGAUCAGGAGACAGUGAUGAUGUGAGAAAUAUUAGUGGAGGAGCUCUUCCAGAAAUUGGGCAGGUCAACUUGAACAAUGCAUACAGUGGUGGUUCUAAUUUGAGGAGCAAGAGAAAGAUAAGUGAAAGUGGUCAAAACAAAAAGGGAAAACGUCUUGCAACUGUGAUGGUUGAUUCAGUGAGUCGCUUGGUGUCCACACAAGAGGAUAGGGUUUCAACAUUGAAGUCAAUUCUUAAUUCCAUAGGGGGUGGCACAAAACCAGUUGAUCAAAAUGUGGUGGAUGUUGCAAAAGAACUUUAUAGAAUCGAGGAGAUUGCUUAUGAUGAGUCGCUUCUUGGACAGUGUGCUAUGGCUUUGUUAGAUAAGACUGCAAGUGGACAUGUAUAUUGGGCUUAG
Messenger RNA from Prosopis cineraria, 772 nucleotides. RefSeq lists its product as uncharacterized. The record is from RefSeq and is a predicted model, not a curated record. The transcript has 2 exons. Bases 32 to 772 code for a protein of 246 amino acids. NCBI's taxonomy places the organism in Eukaryota, Viridiplantae, Streptophyta, Magnoliopsida, Fabales, Fabaceae.